GAUAAAAAAAAAUAUCACUUUUUACCUUUUUUUGUGUGUACUGGAGAAAGUCUCUAAUUCAAAUGUAGUGAAUGAAUUAAAGAUAUUCAACCAAUAGUAAAAGCAGCUAAACAGGAAAGUCAGGUAGAUAAACUAAUACCCGGACGUUGAUGCUGUUAAAUAGAGAGAGAUUCUCAAAGAGAGGGAGGAAGGACACACAGUUGAUCACGCAUCAUCAGCGACUGGAGGACAGACUGAAUUAUCCGUCAUCUUGACAAGGUAUGUCUCCAGAUCACUUGGUUUUCAAAGUUACUCAUGUCAUGUAUUGUUUCUUUUUUAAAGAUCUGCCCACCAUCCAUUUGGUUGUUUGAAUUCCUCCAGUUUGAUUGUUCACUGAUAAAUUAAGAUCGUAUGUUUUAAGCCUUUGCUCUUUAAAAAAAAAGAUGGUUUCACGACCAGAGCUCAUUGAAUUCCAAGGAGAAUGGACGACUCACUAUUUCAGAGACAACUGGGAAAACAUUCAAAACUUCAAGGCCAGGCAAGAUGAUGUACUCAUCGUAACAUACCCCAAAUCAGGAAGCACCUGGGUCUCAUACAUGCUUGACCUUCUGUAUUAUGGUCAGUCGACUCCUCAGAGUCCGAGAACCGGCCGUCUUCAUGAAAGAGUGACGGUCUUCGAGAUGUGCUUCCCUGGUCCACAGCCAGAAUCAGGGGGUCCUCCACCUGUUUACACAGGAACAGAGCAAUUGGACAAUCUCGUCACUUCUCCUCGACUCAUUAGGACUCAUCUUCCAGUUCGCUUUUUGCCAAAAUCAUUCUGGGAUCAAAACUGCAGGAUCAUUUACGUGGCGCGCAAUGCAAGGGACAGUGUGGUGUCUUAUUUCCACUUUGAUCGCAUGUCACUGGUCCAGCCAGAGCCUGGAGACUGGAACAGUUACCUGCACAGAUUCAUGGAGGGAAAGAUGGUGCAUGGAUCCUGGUAUGACCAUGUGAGCAGCUGGUGGGAGAAGAAAGCAACAUAUUCAAACCUUCAUUUCAUGUUCUAUGAAGACCUGGUUGAGGAUACUGGACGGGAAAUAGACAAACUCUGCAGCUUCCUCGGUUUGUCUCCAUCAGUCGAGGAGAUGGAAGGACUCAAAGGCACCGUGGAGUUUGAUAGUAUGAAACAAGACAUGGUGGUCAACCAAGUAGGAUUUCCAUGGAUGGAUACCAAAAUUUCCUCUUUCAUGAGGAAAGGGAAAGUUGGGGACUGGAAGAACCACUUCACUGUGGCUCAGAAUGAAGAGUUUGAAGAAGACUACAAGAAAAAGAUGAAGAAUCCCACACUGAAGUUUUGCAAUGAGCCUGUGUCCGGCUGUAAAUAACAGAAAACCCCUGAAAUGAUAUGCCAUCAAAGAAUAAUGUCACAUGUGUCUGAUAUGUUAUAAAAAUAGAUAUUAAUGUUGAUAUUAAACAAUGAUAUUGUCAAAUCACAGUGAAGCUUAUUUACAAGCCAAUGUAUAUGGAACUUGAGAAGUUAUUACUUUCACAAAGGAGCUGAUGUUUUCAUUGGUGUAAUUAGUUUUGUCUGUUUGUAAACAGCAUUACAGAAAAACUACAGAACAGAUUACCCCAUAAGAUUUCCGUAUUGAUUAACAUUAUGAGAUUGAGUGUUUUCCAAAAUUUUUUGUGAAUUUC
Messenger RNA from Platichthys flesus (European flounder), 1656 nucleotides. RefSeq names its product cytosolic sulfotransferase 1-like. Gene Ontology annotation, biological process: sulfation. Bases 423 to 1343 code for a protein of 306 amino acids. The transcript is spliced from 7 exons. The record is from RefSeq and is a predicted model, not a curated record. Gene Ontology annotation, cellular component: cytoplasm. NCBI's taxonomy places the organism in Eukaryota, Metazoa, Chordata, Actinopteri, Pleuronectiformes, Pleuronectidae. Gene Ontology annotation, molecular function: sulfotransferase activity.